AUGGUGAGCAGCAAGACUUCCCGUGGAAAGUUGGACUCCAUGCUGGUCUUUGAUGCAGAUAAAACUCUGUGCGCAGCGGAUACAGGCAAUCUCUUCUGGCAUUUGGACUACCCUGAGUCUGCCUGUGCUGAGUGUGACAUUGACACCCCGCUCGAGGAGCUGUUCAGCAGUGAAAUGGGGUAUUCUUACAAGGCCUUUCGGCAAGCCAUGCUACGCUAUGAGGAUAUGGAGUACAAGUUCGAAGUCUUGUGCGAUGGCGUUGCAUCUAGAGUAUUCAUUUACCCUGAAUUUCUUACCUUGCUCCACGCUGCAGAGAAGAAGAGCAACGUGGGUGUUGUCGUUGUCACUUGUGGCAUCCGUCGAGUGUGGGAAAAAAAUUUGGCCAGAGAGGGUCUCUGCGAUGUCACGAUCAUUGGCGGCGGUCGAAUCGCAGACGGCUACGUCGUCACUCCUGAGGUCAAAGCAGCUGUCGUCUCCCGCCUGCAGGAUCACCACAACCUCUAUGUCUACGCUUUCGGAGACAGCCCGAUGGACUUGCCCAUGCUCAAAGCUGCUGACGAAGCAAUCGUUGUGGUCGGAGACGAGCGGCUCAGGAGCAAGAGCAUGGACGAAGCACUACUGAAGGUCAUCGCGGAGGACGGUCUUCGAGCAAAGCAAAUGCUGAUGCCCAGAACUUCUGGGAUGCGUCUUUCCAGCAGCUUGCUCCCGGUGUUGCAGCUUGAUGCGCAACAGAUUGUUACCGAAUUCACCAAGAUUCCUCGGCAUCUCCGCAUCUUCCACGCCACUGACAAGGCUGCAGCUAAGUUGCUCAUGACGCCAACCCGUGACGCCUCCGUUGCCGGUCCCAGCCUUCGCGCGGCCCAUCAUGAGGUCGGUCGCUACCUAUCUAUCGAAUAUCUUGCGAAUGCUCUUGGUGUCGAAGAAUACCCCAUACCUCAUGUCCAGGGCCACACGACUGCGGGCCACAGACUCCUCGGCGAAGAAUCGACGGCGAUCAUUGCUUUGAUGCGGGGUGGUGAGCCGAUGGCUUUAGGCGUCAGCGAGGUUUUCGCGAGGGCCAUGUUCCUCCAUGCUAAGCAGCCAGAGGACAUCCAUGAGAAUGCCCUGGCGGGCAAGAAGACUGUGAUACUGGUGGACUCGGUGGUUAACAGUGGAAAGUCAAUCGAAGGUUUCGUCCGCCAUCUGCAAGCAUUGGAUGCCACCAUUCGUAUUGUCGUGAUAGCUGGAGUGGUACAAAAGGAGGCUCUUGCCAAUGUCAUGAAGCCGCUUGGUAAGACUGCUGAUCUGAGUCUCGUUGCGUUGCGGCUUUCGGAGAACAAGUACGUUGGGCAAGGAGGCACUGAUACUGGUAAUCGGCUUUUCAACACCAUGCACAUCUUGUGA
Molecule: messenger RNA, 1383 nt
Organism: Colletotrichum aenigma
Lineage: Eukaryota; Fungi; Ascomycota; Sordariomycetes; Glomerellales; Glomerellaceae
Gene: upp-1
Product: Uracil phosphoribosyltransferase
Exons: 1
Coding region: 1-1383 (460 amino acids)
Biological process (GO): L-serine biosynthetic process; dephosphorylation
Cellular component (GO): cytoplasm
Molecular function (GO): magnesium ion binding
Source: RefSeq, a predicted model, not a curated record